AUGGUACAGAAAGACAAGCAUGUGUCCGGUGAGGUCAUCAUGUCAGAGGUCCAACAGACACGUGUGGUGCUGCUGCGGCCCCGGCUGCUGAUGAACGUCAACGGGGUGUCGGUGGCCAGAGCAGCUGAAAAAUAUGGCGUCCGGCCCGAAGACAUUCUGCUGGUCCAUGAUGACCUGGACAAGCCUCUGGGCAAAAUUGCCAUCAAACACGGAGGAAGUGCCAGAGGACACAAUGGCGUCCGCUCCUGUGUGGACUGUCUGCAGACUGAUGUGAUGCCCAGACUUCGGGUCGGGAUUGGCCGACCGGUAGAGAAAUCAUCCGUGGAGCAAUACAUUCUGGGCCGGUUCUCCUCACAGGAGCAGAAGGUCCUGGAUUCGGUUCUCGUUAAGAGCGUGGACCUCCUCCUCUCCCAGCUAGACGCCCAACAGGACUCCGGGUGCCCCUCCUCACCAGCAGGGGGUAGACUAACGGCACAGAAGAGGAGAGAGACAGAGCUCUCAGCCUCUGCGGCUAAUCAGAACACCGCCUCAGGAACAGGUUCACCACAGCAGUGAGCCAGAGAUAAGACGCUGGGUGUGGUCCCUCGAGUCUCCCCUUGUGGUGAAUGACUGGUUUGGACGUUAGCUAAUUAAAGAUCCAGUCAUUUCUUCAUAAAUUUUCAUAACCAGUUGGAAAUCUGACCAGCAGCCGAAAACCACAGUGAACUCAUUGUGUUUGCACUUGUAUUUGUUCGAUUGUUGAUUCUGGCGACUCCAAAAUCCAGACGACAGGUUUCAAUAAAAUUUGGUGGAAAGUUUGUCCUGGGGCAAAGGAA
Messenger RNA from Monopterus albus (swamp eel), 815 nucleotides. RefSeq names its product peptidyl-tRNA hydrolase 1 homolog (gene ptrh1). NCBI's taxonomy places the organism in Eukaryota, Metazoa, Chordata, Actinopteri, Synbranchiformes, Synbranchidae. The transcript is spliced from 5 exons. The record is from RefSeq and is a predicted model, not a curated record. Bases 1 to 555 code for a protein of 184 amino acids. Gene Ontology annotation, molecular function: peptidyl-tRNA hydrolase activity.